Molecule: messenger RNA, 3410 nt
Organism: Pocillopora damicornis (cauliflower coral)
Lineage: Eukaryota; Metazoa; Cnidaria; Anthozoa; Scleractinia; Pocilloporidae
Biological process (GO): protein ubiquitination
Cellular component (GO): cytoplasm
Molecular function (GO): zinc ion binding; ubiquitin-protein transferase activity; protein binding
Source: RefSeq, a predicted model, not a curated record
UAGCCAAGUCAGCGGUCGCGAUCACAAUGUAGAGCCUUGCCUCAUCUCCUUGCUUCCAACUACAAUUAUAGCAAAUUGGUUUUCUUAGCUGCACAGACAGAUGCCGUGGUCUUUAAACAAAGUAUCUUACGUGGAGGGAGACCAGUUUCCGCAAAAUGAGACAGCACACAAUUGUAAUAGUGAAGAAAAAUCAGAAUUCAACAAUAAUUCAGCAACCAACACAUUCGGCAUUGGUUUGCGAGUUGUUCCUCUACACGACUGGAAAUCAGAUGAGGGCGAUGGUGCCAGCAUCCCAGACGGUGGUUUAGGCACAGUUGUCGACUUUGUCAAGAAUGCUGCUGAUACAUCUAAGAAGAUGGCAUCGGUACAGUGGGACGAUGGAACUCGCUGUGUUUACAAUGCAACCCGUAAUGGUGUCUACGAUCUUUGUAUUUUUCAUAUGUCUUCUUUGGGAAUAAAACACGAAGGUGUCAUCUGCCGUACGUGCAAUCAAGACCCAAUUCUCGGGAUCCGUUGGAACUGCCUGGAUUGCGAAGGUACUUCGGUGGACCUAUGUUCAGCUUGUUACAUGGCCGAUGAACACAGUACAGCUCAUGCCUUCUGGAGAUAUAAUUCCGCCGAUGACAAGGGGGUUUGUGUGUACAGAAGAAUUAACACAGAGGGAAUCUGUGCAAGAGGUAUCUUCCCAGGCGCACAAGUUGUAAGGGGUCCUGAUUGGGAAUAUGGUGACACGGAUGGAAACUCCUCUGGAACAGUGACAAAUAUAACAUGUUGGCGUGGGAGCAAUGCCAUUGCAGUUCACGUUUUAUGGGAAAUUGGUACAAAAGGCAACUAUCGACUGGGUCCUGAUGGAAAGGUGGAUUUGAAGUGUAUAACUGCUGCCUCUGGCGGUCUCUUCUACAAGUCUCACCUGCCAAGACUUGGACCUUUUCCACAGACAUCACCUGACGUAGAACAAAGCCCAGACGAACCGGUUACAGGGUUAAAAUCAAGCUCUCUAGCAGGCGAACAAGAAGAUUCUUUUGUUAUAAGCCAUAACCGUAGCAUUCGCCCGCUAUGUACAGAAGCUGGUUCAACAGUCAGUGAAGGAUUACAACUGCAAACAGGAGCGAAAGGUGUCGAGGCUCGGAGAUCUUCGCUACAUCGAGCAUCAAUUAAUGGGGAUUGGCACUUAGUGAAGAGACUACUGGAGGAUAGGCAGGAUGUUGACCAAAGAGACAAGUUUUUGUUGACGCCCCUUCACCUUGCUUCAUGGUAUGGACACGAGCGUGUUGUCGAAUUGUUGUUACAGCAUGGUGCAGAUGUAAAUGCUGUGGACAGUUUUCAGAAAACAUCUCUUCAAAAGGCUGAGCGUCAUAAUCACUGCUCCAUAAUGAAGCUGCUCCUCAAGUAUGGUGCAUCUCAAAGUUAUCAACAGCCGCUUAGUCUUGCUUCACUUUCGAAGAGGGCUUUCUUGGCGAUUGAUCAGAGCUCUGGGUUUAAUAUGCUACAUGCUGCCGUGUAUGAAGGAAAUUAUCCCACAGUUGUAGCUGCCAGUGUGUACAUUGAUAACUUCCUGGAGCAAAUGGCUAUGGUAAGGACUCUAACUAGCGCCAGGUCAUUUCCUGGAAAAACUGCUUUAGAUAUUGUUUCUGACUUAAACAAAGAAGGCCACGCCCAAAUUAGGCAGAUAUAUUUAGACCAGAAGGGGUGCAUGGCCACAAUUACAGAGCUCCACAAAUGUGCUGACGAUGGCGAUGUUGAAAAAGCGGUCGAACUCGUUUUAAAAGACGGUAUCUAUGUGAACACCGAGGCUGAAGGAAAUCGCACGCCUCUUCUUUGGGCCAGUUUACGAUCUUCCAGUCUAUAUAUCAAAACACUCAUCGACCUCGGCGCUGACACAGCGUUUCAAAGAGAAGACCAAUGCACGCCGUUGAUGAUGGCGACACAUUGGAACAAUUACAUGGCCGUCUACCAUCUCUCCAUGCAACAGAUGAAUGCAGACGUGAGUUGUAGCACGGGUCAUGCCGCACUGCAUGUUGCAGUGAUGAAAGGAUUUUUUCAUAUCUCUAAUCUCCUUGUACGCUCUGGGUGCAAUGUUACCUUGAAGACCAAAAGUGGUAAGACGCCACUCCGUCUGGCAGUUCAAAAUGGACAUAGACACCUCGUGAGGCUUUUGUUGGAAAACAAUGCCGAUGCGAACAUGCGCGAUGAAAGUAAUGCAAAUGAGAGGCUAUUUCUUGUUCGGGGCAAUGAGAAAGGAAGACCAGCCUGGUAUUAUAUUAUGGUUGAGAGAUCUCUUUUGGGUUUGUUUCUGAAACGAACUCAUGGAGGUAAACUAGAUGUAAAUAACUUUGGUACUAUUAUUCGAUCAGGGUUGGGGGAGCCUCCUUCAGAAGCCGAAAUAACAAAAAAUUUGAACAAGUCGAGUGAAUUUCGGAAAGAUCCUAUAGGUAAGACACCCCUCCACAUUGCGUGUGAAAUUGAAAAUGGAAACCUUGAAGUCAUUGAGCUUUUGGUUAAGUAUGGCGGAGAGAUAAAUGCUCGAGAUGGAGAUGGCUUCACUCCACUGCAGACGGCAGCAAUACUUGGCAAGAUGCAGACUGUUACAAAGCUUGUGGAGCUAAAAGCCGAUGUCAAUUUGACUACGAAAGAUGGAAAAGAUGCCGCCGACCUAGCUCAAAUGAACGAAGAACCUAUGAUAGAGGAAUACCUCAAAUCAAGAAGGAACUCCCUCAUGAGGAUUUGGAAUUCAUUAGUCAAAAGUUAGAUGAGCUAGUAAACCGUAUAGAAAUUUGGACUGAACCAAUUGCAUUCCGAUCUCUCAGGAAAAUACAACUUCUCAUCUAUUUCAUCUUGGGUUUUCUCAGGCUUACAAUACUUGAAAUACGUCCUUUAAAUAUUGGUGAUUCUACAAACAAUUAAAAAAAAGCCACAUGUUUGGCAAUUUCCAAUUUUGGAGACCAUAACUCUAUCAUUUCCCUAUAAAAAAGGAAAAUUGGUGCAUACUCCCUUACCUUUAAGGAUCCUUGAUGGAGAUGAAUGAGAUCAUAGGAAGAUUCAGUUGCAGAUAUCUUUUCCUAGAUUAAUCAUUAAGUUUUACCAUGGUGGUCUUGUAACGUAAUGGAGAAAAUAUCCGAGCGAAACCACUUCAUUAGGACACCGAUCGCUAUUUCCUAGUAACUCAAAUCAAAAUUUAGUUGGAGUUAUUGUUGUUGUUGCCAGAUCUGAGAUAACUUUUCUUGUGAAACUUGAUCUUCAAGUGCUCUUUCAAGAAUCCCUGUAGGAACAAAGGUUUUUAUUUGAAAUAACAGCGUACACAUCGUUCUGAUGUGGGACAGGGAUUUCAUAUUUCCUCUAUCUGCGCUAUUAGAGAUGUAAUUGCGCAUAGCCUAGAAAAUAUUUGAGAGAAAUUCUGUUCCAAAUUGAAA